Molecule: messenger RNA, 4033 nt
Organism: Bicyclus anynana (squinting bush brown)
Lineage: Eukaryota; Metazoa; Arthropoda; Insecta; Lepidoptera; Nymphalidae
Gene: Phlpp
Product: protein phosphatase PHLPP-like protein
Exons: 7
Coding region: 255-3959 (1234 amino acids)
Molecular function (GO): protein binding
Source: RefSeq, a predicted model, not a curated record
AUUAUAACGGAAAACGGGAUAAAAUUACAAGAGUGCAAUAAAAAAAAAUUAAAAAAAUAAAUUCGGUUCAUCAAUUUGCAUUCGGAUGUCGAUAUGUAAAUUAGAUUUGCAUGUCGUAUUCCCGACUGACCGAACGACAUGUUUCCCACCCCCACUCCGGUCGACCCAAUUGUAAUGCAACGGCGUGCUCCGGCUGACGCACUCGGGCACGGGCAUUGCGACGCCGGCCUCCGCGCCUCGCGUCCACCCGCGCCAUGGUCUGUGACGACGGCCUCCAUGCCUCAUCGCCUUCUCCCCGCAAAUCGCUCCGAAGGCUCGCCUCUACGCGGGGAUUCAAACCGCGCUCCGAUUUCACCUGGAUACGCGUAUUCGACGGCCUUGAACCCUACGCUGUCGAUGCUGCCAGCAAACUCGUCAAGGUAUCCCCGAACACAACAGUUGAAGAUGUAAACAAGAAACUCGGGUUCAAUGAGGAGUUAACCCUUUGGAUACAAAUCGGUGGAGACAAUUCGCGGCGCCUGGAGUUGAAUGAGUUUCCGUUAAGAAUACAGGAUCAGAUUCUUGCUAAAAACGGAUGGACAUCAGAAGCUAGACGGCUGCGGCUGGCCGUAGAUCCGGAACUACGACAUACUCUUCGUUGGUGCGCCGGCCCCGCCAGCCGGUCCGGUGGCGUGUUACGUUCGGGGACUGUUUACGUUCUUAAAGGUCACGUGUUUCCACAAUGGAAGCCACGAGUUGCUCACAUUCUGGGAUCGCAACUUCAUACAUAUGGUAUAGCUUGGGAGAUGUUAGAGUUAAGUGGUGGCAGCAUUGAGAUCUGCCAGCCAAAAGCCCAAAAGCUAGUGCUCUGCGUUAAACCGAGAUACCAAGGGAAUAGCUUAUUGGAUGCCGGACUAAACCACCUAUUUCUUGGUUUCAACACCGUGUGGGAACGAAAUAUGUGGAUCUACUGGUUAACAGAGGGCACACAAAGCACUCAGCCUCCGAACGUGUUGGACCUGAGUGGAGGCGGUCGUUCCUGUCUCCCCGUAGCGCUGACGCAGCAUGCCUCCGACGGGUUCGCCGUGCGGGUCCUCCGAAUGCGAGGCAACUCCCUCCCCGCCGUGCCCCCGCAGACGUGCACUCUUCAGGCCCUCACACAUCUGGAUAUUAGCGAGAACAGGAUCACUGAGCUGCCCAAAGAAAUAUGUCAACUCAUACAAUUAGAAGAGAUCAAUGUCAGUGACAACGAGAUACACUCCCUUGACCACGUUCUACGACUUCCCCGACUGAGGAAUCUUGUGGCCGCUCGGAAUAUGAUUAAACAUUUUGGUAUAAACAACCCAAAUCAAAUGGGCCCAGGCGAAGAGAAUAGAAGCGAAUACCGCGCACCGCUUACGAACGUCGACCUCCGUCACAACAGAUUGAAAGGAAGCAUUAUCCUUGGCAAUUAUGAGCACUUAGUUUCUCUGGAUGUAUCAUUCAACGCAGUAGAAGUGCUGGUUCUGUCUGCUUUGCGUGGUCUUCGUGAGUUGUACGCAGCGCACAAUGCCAUCCAACACUUGGCAUUACAUGGAGCAUCGUUACGAAUAUUACACGCACCAUAUAACCAAAUGGACAGCUUGACUACAAUGGUGCCGCCUAUCAACUUAGUGGAGAUCGAUGUAUCGCACAAUAAAUUAUCUUCGUUACCACAAUGGCUGAGCGGAUGUUCUGACUUGACUAAACUCUUCGCCAGUAACAAUCAACUAACGUCCCUACCUGAUCACUUAUUCUGCAGCGAACUCUCAAGUCUAAGUCAUUUACAUUUAGCACAUAAUAAAAUCACAAAUUUUCCUUCGAUGCCACGAUUAAGAUCGCCACUAAAAGAAUUGCUUCUCCACGACAACUGCAUCCAGUCACUACCAGAAAAUUUCUUCUCAAUUUGUGACAGAUUGAAUAUUUUAAAUCUUUCUAACAACAGGCUGAGCCGUUUACCUCGUGUUAGAGGAGCUUCGCCACAUUGUUUAGAACGACUUUAUCUAACAGCAAAUUGUCUAACAGACGAAGUUAUAGAUGUAAUAAUAACGUUUCGAGGUCUAAAAAUACUCCACAUGUCUUACAAUUGUUUGACAAGUUUGCCAGAAAAUUGUUUUAACUUUUGGCCAGAGAUCGAAGAGCUAAUAAUUUCAGGCAAUUCCUUAACUAAGCUACCAGAUAACUUGCCCCAGUUAAAUAAUAUAAAAGUUGUGCGUGCGCAUUCUAAUAGAUUACGGAGUGUGCCGAUGUUUGCAUGUAGUGCCUCAGUUAAAAUAUUAGACUUCGCGCAUAACGAAUUAGAUAGUAUCGACCUGCGUUUAUUAGCUCCCAAACAAUUGAAAUUUCUUGAUAUAUCAUGUAAUAAAAAAUUGCAAAUGGAUCCAUCGCAAUUUAAUGUAUACAAAUGUCAACGACCUUUAAGUCUUAUUGAUGUUACGGGACAAAAUGCGAGUGCAUGGUCUCAAAAAAGCAAUUAUCAUGAAGAAUUGAAUGGUGCUACUCCUUGGGUCUCCGGAUUCUCCGAAAGUCCGAGUAAGACUUUGCACUUAACAUGUGCCCAAAUUCGUCUUCCAUCAUUUUGUAAUAAAGAAGGUCUAUUUGCAAUAAUAGACGGCGAAACGGAUGUUGAGGUACCUAAAAUUUUACAAUCAAGUUUACCAGGAUUACUUCUUGAAGAGAAGUCUAUUAAGGAAACUGUGAAUGAGUACAUGAAAUAUGUAGUCCUGUCUGCACACAGAGAGUUGAAGCAAAGAGGUCAAAGAAAAGGUGCUUGCCUAAUAAUGUGUCACUUAUCUCCUAUCAUUGCACCAGAAAAUGGUUUCGGUCAAACGACUCGCAAAUAUAACUUGAGAUUAGCCAAUGUUGGCAACACAAAAGCUGUAUUGAGUCGUCGCACUGGACAUUUAUGCUUAGGUGCAGAAAACAAUAAACGUUUAGGCUACUCUUCUCGAUAUCCAAAUACUGUACCAGAUCCAGAUAUUAUUCAAACGGUGAUCAAAGAAGAUGAUGAAUUUUUAAUAUUAGGAAACGGAAAGUUUUGGGCUGCUGUUACAGUGGAUGCUGCUGUGACAGAAGUAAGAUCUGAAAGAAAUCCAGUAUUAGCAGCAAAGCGAUUACAAGACUUAGCUCAAAGUUACGGAACUGAAGACUGUAUAUCUGUUGUAAUUAUAAGAUUUGAUGCAGUACGUCCGGACGUUGACUUAUUAAUGCGUGAACUUCGUAACACAAUUAACACCAACAAAACUGUAUGCAGGCCUGAUUGUUGUUGUUCUCGUUUGGAACCGUGUUGUCAUUCUAUUACACCGCCUAAAUCGACCAGUGAUAGAUCUUCACCAAGUGGACAAAGUGAUAGACCUCCAAGCGAAAUAGUAAAUCAUCAACAUUACGCAAGUGUAAGGUCACACAUUCGAGCCUCUGAGAGAAGACCGCGUGGUGCUGUGGCUAGAGCAAUUCGAGUACGAGUUGAAGAAGAAAAAGACGAUGAGCGAAGAAAUGAGGAAGUCCCAUCUUCCGACGAACAGUUUAAAUGUUGGGAAUACAUGCUAGAACAGAACACGCAAAUGAUAUUUGAUAAAGAACUCGAUAAUCUUUCAAAAGGUAUUAAGUCUAAUGGUAGCUUAAAAAAUUUUAAAGGUUUAUCAGGAAGUAGUCCUCAGCUUCAUUUAACAGGUCAGCCAGACAAUCCGAGACAAAAUAGGACCAAAAUUCCAUUUCUGUCAAAACAUUUUGGGAGUGCUAGAAAUUUCGGUAAUAAUUUGAAACCUGAAUUUCGAUUUGGCUCUGGUAGAAUGCCAAAUGGUGGACCUAACGCUGCCUAUUUUGGUUCGCUCCAGAGAUUGAUGCCUUAUCAUUUAGAAUACGAUUUUGCUGUUAUUCAAGAAAAAACAGCGCCGUCCCAAGACUCACUGGAUCUCGAAGGCCGAAUGCAACAGUACUGGGGAGUAGCUACAACAGAAUUGUAAAAAUUGUAAAUAUAAAAUUACAUAAUACUACAUAAUGUGCAUCUUGUAAAUAAAACUACAAACAGAUUACUGCA